Molecule: messenger RNA, 984 nt
Organism: Rotaria sordida
Lineage: Eukaryota; Metazoa; Rotifera; Eurotatoria; Philodinida; Philodinidae
Source: the annotation of a GenBank genome assembly
AUGAAAAGUCCAUCUGAAUUGGAUGAAAAGGUUUUCGGACUUUUUUUGAAUAUUUCUAAAAAUGCACAACCUCUACCUGAUAAUUUAAUUAAUAAGCUGGUAGAAAGAUUCGAUCCUCGGCAAGCAAACUGCCAUUUGAUUGAUAUAUUUGAAAAUUCAGUUAAAAAUAAUCAAAAUAUUUCAGCUAAACUUACAUUAAAAUUAGAGAAAGCAUUAGAGAAUUCACUGAUUUCAGAUCAAGUAUUGUCAAUUUUUGUACUUCUGGCACUAAAAGGUGAAUAUUUAUCAAAAAAUAUAACCAUUAAAAUCUUAGAUAAAAUUUUAAUUUUACAAAAUUCAUUGAUUAUUCAACAAUAUUUAUCUGUUAUUUGUUCAUUGAUUCAAAACAAAGAUUAUUUUAAAGAAAACUUUAUAGAUUCCCUUCGUCAAUUUUUUAAUCCAUUUUCUGAUGCUAUUAUUAGGUUAGUUUCACGUAUUCAAUCAGUUUUAAUCCAUUUAUUAAAAGGAAACAAUCAAAAUGUUAUUCGUAAAAGUCUUAAUGGAUUAAAAAUACUUAUAAUAUUUCCUAAAGUUGAACUUAAUCAGAAAAGUAUAGAUAUCUUAUUAGAUCUAACAGGAAAUACUAUUUGUGAUGAAAAUAUGAAAAAUGAUAUUAAUAUACUAUUAAAUACAUCGACAUUAGAUUAUAGUCAACAAUGCAGAAUGAAAUUGGUUAAUUUAAAGUAUAAUUUGAAUGAUGAAUUGCUCGAAGAGUUGGCUAAGUCUUCUAAACCGAAAUUAUUUCAACAAAAUUUCAAUCAAAUAGAUAAUAUCAUUAAUAAUUAUCCAGAAUUAAAUGAAAAAGCAUUGACAACUUUACUGCAAUGUUCGAAUAAAGAAAAUAUGACAGAUACAUUGUUAUACAGUAUUACUAUUUUAAUGCUUAGUAUGAGCUCGAAAGAAACGAGAGUAUUAUGUAGACAGUUGAUAAUUGAAACAAUUUAA